ACAUUUGCCACAAUUAGACACAAGAAUUUAAAUUCAUUCGCCACAUUCACAAAAUAUCCACAAUGGCUCACUCUUACGUAUCUCAUCAUCACUUCCUCGCCUCGCUUCUCUUAACCCUAACCACCUUGAGCUUUGUAAGGACGACAUAUCCCCAGACCAACACAGAGUUCAUAAGAUCAUCGUGCAGCGUCACGACAUACCCAAGGCUAUGUUUUACGUCGCUCUCGAGCCAUGCAACCUUCAUCCAAACGAGCCCCAAGCUCAUGGCUCACGCCGCUCUGAACGUGAGCCUCUCCUCGGCCAAGUCCACGUCAGCAAUGAUGACUCGUCUCUCGAGGAGCCAUGGGAUCAAGCCGCUGGAGGCCUCGGCGGUCAGAGACUGCGUGGAGGAGCUCAGCAACACGGUGGACGAGCUGAGGAGUUCGGUGGGGGAGAUGGAUCGGCUCAGGGGCUCGAACUAUGAGGUAUACAUGAGCGACAUCGAGACUUGGGUCAGUGCGGCUCUCACGGACGAGAACACUUGCACGGAUGGGUUCGAAGGUAGUGCCAUGGAUGGGAAGGUGAAGGUUCUCGUGAGAGAGAGGAUUCUGGCGAUUGCUCGCUUGACCAGUAAUGCUUUGGCUUUGAUCAAUCAUUUUGCUUCUCUCCAUGGUUAAUUAAGAUUAUUACACAGUGAUUAUGGUUUUAUAUGUUUGUGUAUAUGUGUACGUAUAUGUGUGUACGAAGUGUAUGUACGAGCGUCCGAAACAUAUGUAGUACCACGUAGUAUUUAUUUUUGGUAUA
Messenger RNA from Tarenaya hassleriana, 783 nucleotides. Its product is annotated as 21 kDa protein. The record is from RefSeq and is a predicted model, not a curated record. Gene Ontology annotation, molecular function: enzyme inhibitor activity. Gene Ontology annotation, biological process: negative regulation of catalytic activity. Bases 63 to 656 code for a protein of 197 amino acids. The transcript has a single exon. NCBI's taxonomy places the organism in Eukaryota, Viridiplantae, Streptophyta, Magnoliopsida, Brassicales, Cleomaceae.